Penicillium digitatum Pd1 is the source of this 1533-nucleotide messenger RNA. Its product is annotated as putative SUMO ligase SizA. Gene Ontology annotation, biological process: protein sumoylation. Gene Ontology annotation, molecular function: zinc ion binding; SUMO ligase activity. The record is from RefSeq and is a predicted model, not a curated record. Lineage: Eukaryota; Fungi; Ascomycota; Eurotiomycetes; Eurotiales; Aspergillaceae. Gene Ontology annotation, cellular component: chromatin.
AUGUCGACCAUGUCGUCAGAGGUUGCAACACUGACAGCCUUUAUCAAACCUCUCACGAAUCCGCAACUGAAAGAUUUGUUGAGGUAUGAGGGCCUCCAGGUAUCUGGGUUGAAGGCAACCCUACAGUUCCGCAUUAUUCAACGAAUCCAAUCUCUCGCGGAAUCUGACCCUGUCAGUUUCGAUGCCCUGGCCAGGCGCAUCCGCGCUACCGCUUUCCCUAACACUGUGCCAUAUCAAUCACCCACCAGACCACAAUACCAGCCAUCGCCUGUCUCUCAAUCUCCUGCACAAGCUCGAUCUGCACCGCUCGGGGUUUCCAUGUCACCUCACCUUUACUCCUCCGGUCCUUUGAUUUUCAAAGAAAGUCCAUUUUACACAAUCCUAGAGCCGUUGACUGCAGUUGUGGAAUGUAAAGUUCGCGAACAAACACGGGAUAGUGUUGAACUGAAGGUCAUGCUAUCUCAGCAAGUUGCCCAUAGGCUACAAACGGACUCAAAUCUUCGAGUGAUGGUUUAUUGCGCCGGUGAUUCAGGCCUCACACAAUACACGAAGUCCGACAUCGCAUUUCCACAUCAGGUGGAGCUCAAAGUAAACCUUGAUGAAGUCAAAGCCAACCUCAGAGGUCUAAAAAACAGACCGGGAACUACGCAACCUGCAGAUAUAACCAACUGGAUUCGCAAAAAGCCCAAUUACCCAAAUAAUAUUGUCAUGACUUACGCAUUGACACAAAAGAAAUUCUUCGCGCUUGCCAACCUUGUGAAGCAGCAUCCGACUGAUGAUCUUGUCUCGCAACUGAAGACACGAAAACUCAUCUCUAAGGAGCAAGUCUUGCGCGAAAUGCAAAAUCGCGCAAGUGACUCGGACAUUGUCGCGACAUCAAGUGUUAUGUCACUCAAAUGCCCUCUAUCUACCCUACGUAUUCAGGUGCCUUGUCGCUCUAUCGUUUGCACCCAUAAUCAAUGCUUUGAUGCAUCUUCAUUCCUUGAAUUGCAGAAACAAGCUCCAACUUGGACAUGCCCCGUGUGUUCCAAGUCGACUAGCUUUGAGUCUUUGCAAGUUGACCAGUACGUUGAUGACAUCCUUCAAUCAACAUCACCAGAUAUUGAUCAAGUCACCGUUGAACCCGACGGUGUAUGGUCAAGCCCUACUGGUUCCGACGUGACAAAAUUGGGAGGGAUGACUCCUGCCUCCGAUGACGAUGACGACGACUUGAUCGAGAUCAGCGAACCAGGUAUGCCCGUUGUAAAACAGGAACCGGGGCCCCCUAACGUCGUCUUGGAGCGAACACCUGCGCAGUCGCAGUCACAAUCGCGGGAGACAUCAACCCCGUCCUCUGCGAUGCGCAUGUCCAGCAAAAAGCGACCUAUUGCUCAGGUCAUCGACUUGACUGAAAGCGGCGAUGAAGAUGAAGAGUCUCCUGUUCCACCUCCUAAACGGCCAGCUUCAAGUCUGCCAUCCCGAGCUUUCUCUCGUCAGGAUUACCAUGUCCCGCCUGCCAACAGCCCUCUGAAUGGCGGAUCAUUCCCACCGUGA